AUGUAUGUCCCUAAGAAAUACCGCAACCACAACCUGGUCUAUAUUUUGUUGGCCGUGGAGCUCGGGUUCAUCAUCGUCAUUCUCACAUUCACCGGUAUCGCUGCACAUGAUCGGUAUCGGACAAAAUUAUGGCAAGACGGCUACGAUAAUGGCUUCAACAGCUCUCCUGACACAGCGGUCUACGCAGCUGCCAAUUAUCGCUCGUAUGAUACCCCCAAAGUAUGGUCGUCAUUUACUACAAACUGGAACCUCGUCAUCUCCAUCCUGAGCGUCUUCAUCCUGAUCACCAAAGUCCCACUGCAUGUUCUCGGACUCUUAUAUCCCAUCGCCUUGGCCAUUGUCCAAGUCGGAUUGAUCGCCGUCUACUGCGUGUCCGCCGCAUGGCAAGCCGGCAGCGACACAUCGGACCCAGAACAUCGCCAGUCCGGCCCACCAUGGUACAUCACCAAGAACUGCAAUGUCGCGCACGACUCCGGCAACGUCACAUACUGCCAGCAAGCCAAGGCGCUUUUUGCAUUCACCAUCCUGAUAAUCGUCCUCUACACCGUCGAGCUAGGCAUCGCAAUCCAAAACUGCUUUAUCACGAAAGAAGAACGCGCCGAGCGUGACGAGGAGCGCGAAGAGAAAGAAACAAUGAAGGCAUACGAGGACAUGAUCCUCAAGUCACCGACCAUGAUCCCGAUGACACCAAGCGCAAUCCCCAUGACCCCAGGGGGUACGCAGUUCCCGCGCUCGCCGAUGCCCGUGAUGACGCCACGCAGUCUAGCCUUCAACCGACUUGACUCAUAUAACACGUCCACGUCCACGCCCACCUCGACAGAUCUCCCCCUCCGCGACCACUACACCGCGCCAACGCCCCAGGCUGUUGCCGUGAACCAGGAGGUGGAGGCUGGCCCGACGAUUCAGCAGCCACAGCCGCAGAUCUACUUUCCCCCGCCGCCUAAGAAGGCGAAGAAGUAG
Messenger RNA from Aspergillus mulundensis, 960 nucleotides. RefSeq lists its product as uncharacterized. The transcript has 3 exons. Bases 1 to 960 code for a protein of 319 amino acids. The record is from RefSeq and is a predicted model, not a curated record. Lineage: Eukaryota; Fungi; Ascomycota; Eurotiomycetes; Eurotiales; Aspergillaceae.